AUGGCUGAUGCAUCCCGCGCACUCGCGAUAGAGUUCGCCGGCAACCUGGUCGCCCCCACCCCCAGGGGGCUGAGCGAGAAAGCGGUCGACAAUGCGCGCCAAGACCUGGGGGCGCUGCUCAGCCAGUGCACCGAUGAGGUGGAGGGUGUUGUGUACGAGCACCACCAGCGGUUCCUGGAGGCCUGCAAGGGCGUCGAGGACAUAGAGGACCAGGUGGCGCUGCUGCGCAACUACACCAACGGCCUCACAGCGCUGGUGCAGAACCUCAAGGGGCAGAAGCAGCUGGGCAAACAGGUUGCGCAGGCCGGCCGCGCCGCGCCCCUGCCGGAGGCGCCCGACCUGUUCCCGUCAGACGAUGACAGCAGCAGGGUCCGCGCCAUCGAGUCUCAGCUCGAGGUGCUGCUGCGAGAGCUGGACGUCGCUGUGGCAGUCAGGGACCUGCCGACAGCCAGGGCGCUGCUGGCCGCGGGCGAGGACUGCCUGGCGGUGCUGGACCGGGACGCGGGGGUGCUGUCGUUGGAGGUGGAGGAGUUCCCCUCGUGGCGCCACCAUGUGGAGAGCGCCAUCGCGCUGCGCAAGCGCACGCUGGCGGCGGCGCUCGAGAGGCAGCUGGCGGACGCGCACGCCAGCGGGCCGGAGAUCAGGUCUGCAACGCGGGCGCUCGGGCAGCUGCUGGGCGACUGCCACGCGGUGGCUGCCAUGCUGCACUGCUACAGCAGGAAGGUCGGGGUGCAUCAGGCACAGCUGCUCAAGCAGCUUGCGGCAGCAUUCUUCCCUCAAAUCCCGUUUGCUGCCACGCGCACGCCCUUCAUCGACCCCCCGAACCGCGCCACCGUGUCAGGUGGCGCCGACCCCGACAAUCUGGAGUACGCCGGGGCCCUGGUGCAGCGCACGCUGCUGGAGGUGGGGCGCGCCGCGGACGACCUCGUCACAAUCUUCGGCGACCAGCAGCACGACGUGGCGUCGCUCUUCAGCGUGUGGGUGGCGCGGGAGGCACGCGGCUGCGCGCAGGCGCUGAAGCGCAACGCGCUCGCGCCCGCUGCGGCGGCGACGGGCGGCCCUGCGGCGGCCGUGCAGGUGAUUUCCAUGGCCAUGGUGUUCUGCCGCGAGCUGGAGGCCACCCACACGGUGUCCGUCACGCCCGCGUUCAGCUCCGAGCUCUGGCCCUCCCUGGAUGGCGCACUGCGGCGGCACGUCAAGCGCUUCCAGGACGAGCUGCGUAUGGUGACGGACGCGCGCACCUGCCUCAUCCUCUCCACCUGGGCCCCCUUGAAUUGGGAUCAUGUGCUCGCAGCUGCUGAGGUGGACGACUUGGCGCUCCAGGCGGUUGCUGACAUCAUCAAGCGCGUCGCGCCAGACGGGCCGCCGCAGGUGACGCUGGUCACCCCGUCCAUGCUGACGGGGGAGCUGAGGUCACUCGCAGAGCUGAUGGCCCCUAUGGAAGGCCCCAAGCUAGCGGCGUCGAUGCGGCGGAUAGUGAAGGAGGUCUUCGACGGUUAUGUGCAGGCCGUGUCUUCUACGCUGCAGCGGCACAUCGAGGGUGCCCCCUCCAACGCGCGCAAGCUGCAGCCGAUGAUCGCGCCACUCAUGGAGGAGGUGGCCGCCCUGAUCGAGGACGGCAUCCCCGCGGCGCUCGCGCCGUUCGAGGCGCGCGCGGGCCCCGUGACGGACGCGGAGGACCUGGAGCGUGCGCUGCAGGAAAUGUAUGCGAGCUGCACGGCGGCGUGCAGGGGCGCGGGCGCGGCAUCCCGGAGGUCGGCGACCCCGCAGGGGUGA
Molecule: messenger RNA, 1776 nt
Organism: Monoraphidium neglectum
Lineage: Eukaryota; Viridiplantae; Chlorophyta; Chlorophyceae; Sphaeropleales; Selenastraceae
Exons: 16
Coding region: 1-1776 (591 amino acids)
Biological process (GO): intracellular protein localization; exocytosis; Golgi to plasma membrane transport
Cellular component (GO): exocyst
Source: RefSeq, a predicted model, not a curated record